Molecule: messenger RNA, 2024 nt
Organism: Chaetomium fimeti
Lineage: Eukaryota; Fungi; Ascomycota; Sordariomycetes; Sordariales; Chaetomiaceae
Product: protein disulfide-isomerase precursor
Exons: 3
Coding region: 365-1879 (504 amino acids)
Biological process (GO): response to endoplasmic reticulum stress; protein folding
Cellular component (GO): endoplasmic reticulum
Molecular function (GO): protein disulfide isomerase activity
Source: RefSeq, a predicted model, not a curated record
GCUUUGUCACUGACAACCCCAAGAUACAAGAAGCCUCAACCACUUCUCGACCUUGGUUUCUUGGGAUAUCCCGCUACACUUCAUUUUCUCCCAAACAACUCGAGGCCUAUUCGCAUACCCGCCCGGUAUCGCUAGGAAUUUAAUCCAUUGGCCUCCCCAAUUCCCUCCCACUCUACCUGUCCUUUUCUGCCUUUAAGUAGCCCAGAGUAAGUUUCACCUUGGUGCCACGUUCCCCAGCCCGCCUUUCCUUCCCCAUUCCCGACCGCCUGUUCUGUGUUCCCAGAACCCCAAUUGCUUCCUCAAACAAACACGCAGUACGCAGUCGGCUCACAAUCUCGCUGUAAACAGAACAGGAAAAUUCAAAAUGCAGAAGGCCCACAAGUUCGCUCUCGGCCUGCUCGCUGCGGCGGCAGUUGCCACGGCCUCGGAUGUUGUCCAGCUGAAGAAGGACACCUUCGACGACUUCGUCAAGGCCAACGACCUCGUCCUCGCUGAGUUCUUCGCUCCGUGGUGCGGCCACUGCAAGGCGCUCGCGCCCGAGUACGAGGAGGCUGCUACCACGCUCAAGGAGAAGGAUAUCAAGGUCGUCAAGGUCGACUGCACAGAAGAGGCCGACCUCUGCCAACAACAUGGCGUUGAGGGCUACCCCACCCUGAAGGUCUUCCGUGGCCUCGACAACGUCUCCCCCUACAAGGGCCAGCGAAAGGCUGCUGCCAUCACCUCCUAUAUGGUCAAGCAGUCCCUGCCUGCCGUCUCUGAGGUCACCAAGGACACCCUCGAGGAGUUCAAGAAGGCUGACAAGGUUGUCCUUGUCGCCUACGUUGACGCCUCCGACAAGGCGUCGAGCGAUGUCUUCACCGAGGCCGCUGAGAAGCUCCGCGACAACUACCCCUUCGGUGUCAGCACCGACGCUGCCCUGGCCGAGGCUGAGGGCGUCACCGCUCCCGCUGUCGUCCUCUACAAGGACUUCGACGAGGGCAAGUCGGUCUUCUCUGAGAAGUUCGACGCCGAGGAGAUCGAGAAGUUCGCCAAGACGGCUGCCACCCCCCUGAUCGGUGAGGUUGGCCCCGAGACCUACUCCGACUACAUGUCGGCUGGCCUCCCCCUUGCCUACAUCUUCGCCGAGUCGGCCGAGGAGCGCAAGGAGAUCAGCGAGAAGCUCAAGCCCAUCGCUGAGGCCCAGCGUGGCGUUGUCAACUUCGGUACCAUUGAUGCCAAGUCGUUCGGUGCCCACGCCGGCAACCUGAACCUCAAGACCGACAAGUUCCCCGCCUUCGCCAUCCAGGAGGUCGCCAAGAACCAGAAGUUCCCCUUCGACCAGGACAAGGAGAUCACCUUCGAGGCCAUCAAGGCCUUCGUUGACGACUUUGUCGCCGGCAAGGUCGAGCCCAGCGUCAAGUCUGAGCCCAUCCCCGAGACCCAGGAGGGCCCGGUCACCGUUGUCGUCGCCAAGAACUACAACGACAUUGUCCUUGACGACACCAAGGAUGUCCUGAUCGAGUUCUACGCCCCGUGGUGCGGCCACUGCAAGUCUCUUGCUCCCAAGUACGAGGAGCUCGCUGCCCUGUAUGGCAAGAGCGAGUUCAAGGACCAGGUCGUCAUCGCCAAGGUUGAUGCCACCGCCAACGACGUGCCCGACGAGAUCCAGGGCUUCCCCACCAUCAAGCUCUACCCCGCCGGCGCCAAGGAGGAGGCCGUCACCUACUCGGGCUCCCGCACCAUUGAGGACCUCAUCAAGUUCGUUGCCGAGAACGGCAAGUACAAGGCCAGCGUCUCGGAGGAGGUUGAGGAGGCCGCCGAGUCGGCCGAGACCGAGGCUGCCAGCGAGACCGAGACCAAGGCCGAGGAGGCCAAGGAGACCGAUCACGACGAGCUCUAAAGGAGAACAUGUCUUUAUGUGUAAUCUAGAAAUGCUUUUUGGGGUUUUCUUUAUGGACCACGGGCACACGGAAUGACGCCCGGGAUUCUGGGUUUGGGUUUGCCAAAACGCGCAUCUGUCUAAUGAAUGAAGUCUGUUACGAUCG